AUGGGCCACCAGACAUACAAUUCAAGAUUGAUUACCUUAUAUUUUCCUUCUAAUAGUAGGACAAAAUCUAAGAAAGUGUGAUAUUCUUUAAGGUGAAAAUGAUUGCAAAGAAAAACCGCUGCUGCAUUGAUGAGAAACCACAAAUUGUAACCACACAAAUAUGGAAACCCCAGGGUGCCCUGUAUAUAAUAGAAGGGCCCUGCACUGUGCCACUCACUGCUUCUACCAACUCUCUACUGACUCACAGAGGUGCCACCAGUACCAUGGAGACCUUCACACCAUCUUUUUCUCUCUUUACAUUAUUGCUGUGUCUUGCGGGUGUUGUACUGCCUGGUUACACAUUGGCUUCACCACAUCUCAAGAAAGUUGGAUGCCCAAUCACCAAAGACAUGCCGUUUCCAUCUUCGGUCAAAGUCAGUCUGAACAUCAGUGGCCAAUCUCAUGUAUCAGUAGGAGAUGUAAGGAGAAGAUCCACCUCUCCAUGGGACUACAGCCAGGACAUUAACUACAACAGGAUCCCAUCUAUCAUAACUGAAGCCAAGUGCCGCCAUGAUGGAUGUGUAGAUGCAGAAGGCAGUGUAGACCUUAACCUGAACUCAGUCCCCAUCAGACAGGAGAUCCUGGUUCUACAUCGGGAGAUGAAAGGCUGUGUCCCCACUUUCAAGUUGGAGAAGAAGUUGGUGACCGUUGGCUGCACCUGUGCCCAGCCCACAAUGGAAAAGCAGUCAUAAUUACACAAUGUUCUGCUCUGUGGCACGUCCGUCUCUGCUGCCCAUGUAUUGGGGAGAUACAGAGAAAAAGUAGCAUUGAUAUAAGUGCAUCUGUUCCUUAGCAAGUUUAUUGCACUGUUCUCAGUUUUAUUACUAUUAUAUAUUUAUAUAUGUGGUUGUUAACAAUUAUUAUUUUUUUGUAUUUAUUGGUCUUAUUUCCCAAAGUGCAUGCUUAUUUAAAUAAAUUGUAUAGUGGAUUUUA
Molecule: messenger RNA, 972 nt
Organism: Rana temporaria (common frog)
Lineage: Eukaryota; Metazoa; Chordata; Amphibia; Anura; Ranidae
Product: interleukin-17A-like
Exons: 3
Coding region: 99-731 (210 amino acids)
Biological process (GO): inflammatory response
Cellular component (GO): extracellular region
Molecular function (GO): cytokine activity
Source: RefSeq, a predicted model, not a curated record